Molecule: messenger RNA, 548 nt
Organism: Cheilinus undulatus (humphead wrasse)
Lineage: Eukaryota; Metazoa; Chordata; Actinopteri; Labriformes; Labridae
Product: cytochrome c oxidase subunit 7A2, mitochondrial-like
Exons: 4
Coding region: 94-345 (83 amino acids)
Biological process (GO): regulation of oxidative phosphorylation; mitochondrial electron transport, cytochrome c to oxygen; mitochondrial respirasome assembly
Source: RefSeq, a predicted model, not a curated record
UCUGCCUUUAAUUUUCUGCGAAGAAGAAGAAAGCGGAAGUAGAGUGUUCCUGUGUCCUUGUGCGUUGAAGGCGACUGUAGACGGACUAUAAAGAUGAACAGGCACAUAUUUGCGCUCCACCAGGUGGCGCGGCGGACUCUCUACAGCACCGCCCGCAGACAGGUUGACAACAAAGUCCCGGACAAACAGAAGCAUUUUCAGGCGGAUAACGGAAUGCCGGUUCACUUAAAAGGAGGCAGUUUGGACUCUCUGCUGUACAGAACGACGAUGGCCCUCACUGUCCUGGGUGCGGGGUAUGUUGUAUACGAGCUGGUGAAAGCGGCGUUCCCUCAGAAGAAAGAUUAACUCCUCCUUGUCCUCUGCUGCAGCUGUUUACUUCCACUUAAAAACCGCCCAGCUGAUCUAUAUUGUAAAAAAAGAUGAUGAUAAUCCUCCAUUUGUUUCCUGUCAUGAUGGGAUAUUGUUUCAUGUUUAUGGGAUCAAUAUUUAUUUUUCUUGUACACUCUGAUUAUCUGAGGAUCAAUAAAAUAAGCCUCUCAUGACCAAGA